Cuscuta epithymum is the source of this 1687-nucleotide messenger RNA. The record is from the annotation of a GenBank genome assembly. NCBI's taxonomy places the organism in Eukaryota, Viridiplantae, Streptophyta, Magnoliopsida, Solanales, Convolvulaceae.
UUUUGCCUAGGAACCGAACCGGUCCCAGGCCUAGUUCCGGAGGAGGACGAGCUCUUGAAAUAUGGGUGAAUACUAAUUCCACCACCGUCGGAGCGGCCAAUCAAGCCAGCACAAUCCAACACUGAUACAAACUCCAAGCUACAACUUGUUCAUCCGCCAAGGUUUUCUCCUCCGGCGUAGUUGCAAUCCCAGACAUUAGAAUGCUUAGAAUCAAUAUAAUUUGCCUCUCCAGCCCCAUAUUGAUAGGGCAGCAAAAAAUCUCAACCCCUACAAAGAGAGGAGACGACCUCUAGGCUUAGAAGAGAUUUAUAUGUGAGUUUUUUUACACUUAUCUCGAUAAUCUUAUGCAUUGCUCAUUGUAUAAGAAAGACAGCUUAACCACACAUCUCCACCGUGCAUGAACUAUGCGGUUAAGGGGCAUGUAAGACCAUGAGGCAUCCCUAUUUACUAUUAUAGUUCCACUAACAUAAGGAUAUGAGGAGAUGAUGCAGUUAUUAAGAAAAGUAGAUUUGUGAGAUUGAUAAAGAAAGAACAAAUUAAAAAUGUUUUAUAUCUAUACGAAGUUACAAAUUUUACAGAUUUUCGUGUAAGGCAAUCUUAGCGGAACGGAUUCAAAGGGAAAUAUGAAACAACUUAGCAGGACAGAAGGAGUAGUAUAUACUUCCCACGUCCAUUUUAUCUAUCUUAUUUUCCUUUUAAGUUGUCUCAAAAUAAGUGUUAUAUUUCUUUUUGGAAAAAAAAUAUCUAUCCACAUUAUUUCACUUUAUUAUACUCGAAUCUUUACUGUUUUAUUGUAAGUCAACGACCCACUGCUCCUCUCUAAUUACCGUGUGUUAUUCCUUAUUGCCUAUGACCAACCGCAACCCUGGAAUGAGUAAGACAUAUUUGAGGACACUCUUUGAGUGAGAUUUAGAUAAAUUGAUUCACUGAAGAGAGAAACAAAGGAUGUCUGCAGAGGAGAAAACAGACACAUGCGUAAGAAAAGACGUGGGCCCAAUAAAAAUAAAAAUUCUUAUUUUCUUUAAAGUGUAAUAACUUUAUUAAUUGUGUUCCAAUGUUAACAAAAAAUAUAUCAAUAUUCAUAAUUUUCUAUAAUCUUUCAUAUCACACCAUUAUUGCAUAUAUUGAUGGAGUAUAUGGCCCAGAACCCUCGGCCCACAGUCUUCUACUCCUCCUACGAAGGCCCAAGAAGCGCAAGAGACCCAAAACACAGCGGCCCAAGCUCAAAGGAGCCCAAGGUGCGCCCAGGGUACCCUUCGGCAAUAUGGCCGAAGGCUCCAAAUUACACAGGGCAGCCAGAUUUGAGCAUACAAAGCUACUGGGAGAAAAAGGCAGAAAACAGGAGCCUUCGGCACUUUCGUGCCUUCGGCACUUGGGAAGCCUUCGGCUGUACAGCGUCCUCAGCUACACAGAGCCCUCGGCCGCGGGGGGAGCCCUCGGCCAACAACUCAAUCAUCAAAGAUUCCCUUUGGAGACACGCAACCACCGCAUUUAAUGCGGCGUCACAUCCACCCACCGCAUUCAAUGCGGUGCACAUGCGAAUGCCAGUGCCACCCGAUUGAGGUGACCCCUCGGCCGUUAGAUUGCUGACAUGUGUACUCUCCUCGCAUUUAUUGCUGCUAUAAAUAGCACCCCCUUUCCCAUUGUAAAGGACCAGAACAUCUCGAGUUCAUUAAUACAAUCGCAU